UCUUAUCACUCAGAUCCCCAGUCCAACGGCUCUUCUUUGCAUUGACACAAUACUACCUGGCACAAAGGUCUCACGACUAAAACAUCUCCUUCAUCAGCUUAGUUGUUACCUCACCUCUUAUAUUCAUUGUCCUCACCUGCUAUCAAAAUGUCUACUCAUGUGUCCCGUCACCCCACCAGCUAUUCCGCUCACAAGUCCCCACUUCCCAUCACCAUGCCUCCCAAGACGCCAACCCACAGCUACCCCGUACCAAGGGGUAUGUCCCCUCCAGAAUUCUCUGACACAGCGACCUCGUAUGGUGGAAGCCGUACAUCGGGGGGUUCUUUCUCGGCUCGGUCUAGCUACGCUCCAAGCCACAGCAGCGGCGAAUACGAUUCCUAUGCUCCACAUCCCAGUGUUGAUGUCGUGGACAUGCUGAGCGAGAAGAUGAACAAUGCGUUCGACCCCAUCAAAAUGGAUCGCUCCCUCGCGUAUCAAGCCCAAACAUCCGGCCAGCUGAACGCUAAGCAGCGAGAAUUGCAGGAGUUGCAAGCGUUGGCACGACGGCGGCUGAAAAGCGCCAGGGUGAACUUUGCUGAAGGUCUCGAAGACGCUCGCGAAGUUCGACGGAAUAUCGAAUACUCGACAAAGAAGGUGGCUUCUAUGAAAUCCAAGGCUGAGAAGAAACACCCAGAAGCAUAUGCGGAAGCCAGUCGCAACCGUCAUACUUGAUGCCGCGACGACUGACGAUGGAACGAAGCCACGAAUUUCAUUAUUUUCUUACAUGAGCGUAUUUCCUAGUACUUGAAAAUCUUCCGCCCAACAAUCCCGAGUUGGGCUGGGAGGAGACAAUUUUCCGCGCCAGAUACCAAACAGCAUAGCAAUUUUGAGCGACGUCCAU
This is a messenger RNA of Exophiala viscosa, 880 nucleotides long. RefSeq lists its product as uncharacterized. The transcript has 3 exons. NCBI's taxonomy places the organism in Eukaryota, Fungi, Ascomycota, Eurotiomycetes, Chaetothyriales, Herpotrichiellaceae. Bases 148 to 711 code for a protein of 187 amino acids. Gene Ontology annotation, cellular component: BLOC-1 complex; endosome. Gene Ontology annotation, biological process: endosome organization; regulation of protein localization. The record is from RefSeq and is a predicted model, not a curated record.